AUGCCAAUAGAAAAGAGCCCUCCUGGGAUCUUACCGAGUUCCAUUCUUCAUUUAAACAGCAUUAAAAAAGAUGGCAGCUCGCCGCUGUUUGUCUUCAUUCCUGGAAACCCUGGGUUGAUAGAAUUUUACGAACCCUUCUUGCUACAGAUUCACAACAACAACCCCGACUGGGAGAUUCUGGGGCUUUCCCACGCAGGAAUGAACUCCUGUGACUCAGUUGAAUGUCCUGUCUACUCCUUGCAAGAACAGAUUGAUCACAGUGUGAAAGUUAUAAACAGGUAUUCCAGGGUUGGCAGACCAUUGAUCAUCAUGGGUCACUCCGUUGGGGCAUAUUUCACUCAAAAAGUGGCUCUUUGCAAUGAUCUAACGGGAACUGUCGUUCGAAUCGGUCUACUCACUCCCACGCUGAUAGACAUUCACGACAGUGAGAAGGGACGAAAACUUACAAGAGUAACGGAGUGGGUUCCCAGUUUUCAUAAGAUAGUCGCUGGAUUCUCCUGGCUUUUGUUUGAAAAGAUGCUGCCAACAUCAUUGACAUCUCUUCUUCUGUCUACUACUAUGGGAGUUGAUUCCCGAUCUGACAUGGCAUUGGCAACCAAAACUCUCGUUACAAACUCUAGAUUUGUCAAGCAAGCACUGGGAUUGGCAACUGAAGAAAUGCGAGUGAUAAGGUCUGAUUGGGAAUUUCAGCGGACUUUUUUGGAGUUUUGCCGGGCUCGAAACGUCAAGAUCUGGUUCCUUUUUAGCGCGAACGAUCAUUGGGUAAGUCAACAAACUCGCAAGGACUUGAUCCAGUUUUUUGAAGAAAAUGGCGACUCUGAAAUGCUGGAGAUUGACAUAUCUCCCACCUUAGAGCAUGCCUUCGUGCGGAGACAUGCAGAAAUUGUUGUUAGAGAAUAUUUCGGACAUGUGUGA
Molecule: messenger RNA, 915 nt
Organism: Lachancea sp. 'fantastica'
Lineage: Eukaryota; Fungi; Ascomycota; Saccharomycetes; Saccharomycetales; Saccharomycetaceae
Source: the annotation of a GenBank genome assembly